AUGAAGAUUGUAUUUGAACAGCCUGGUGUUUUCGCUGUAAGACAAGAAAGCGAUAUGAAAAGGGCAUGGAACAACGGGUUCUUUGGCAAGGGCACUCUUUCACGACUGGAGCCGACGUUCAAGACCAGAGUGUUGGGUGAAACCACAGGGUCGAGCGAGGCAGUAACGAGCGAAAGAAGGCGCCAGAGGCGUAUCUUUAAGGAAUUGCGGGCGCAGCAUCAGCGGUAUGAGGUUGAGGAGCGAAAGAGGGAAUUGAGCUCAGAGGAGAAGCAGCAAUGGGAAGAGAUAAAGAAGAAGAUGGCUGAGGCGAGUGAAGUAGCAUUCACUAAGGCAGCCAAAGGGGACAUGAAAGAGGCUGCUGAAGAACAAGAUGUCAACUUGCACACGCUAGUGGAUCUUGAGUUUCUCCAGCUCGAGGCUGUCGAGGCAUUUUUCUUGACAUUUGCAUUGGAAGCUGCAGAAGUGAGCGUUGGUGAAGAGGUACUCAAAGAGUUGGCGACAUUAAAACUUGCUGCUGAUGCUUUUUGUGGUUCUACUAUCACUAGCAACGAAAAUCUUCCGAACUUGGAUCGUUUAGGUGAGUUUCUCAGGAACUAUGUGGUAUAUCAUCACUACCGAAGCCUUGGGUGGUGUGUUCGUAACGGCAUCAAGUUUGGCUGCUCAUUUCUCUUGUACAAGCGAGGCCCUCCGUUUCACCACGCAGAAUUUGGCGUUCUUGUGUUGAAAACAGAGCACAAUAAGCUGUGGGAAGAUACCUUGGCUGUGGCCCGAGUGAUUGGAGGCGUGAGGAAGACACUCAUAUUCGUGUACGUAGAGGAACCCUCUGAGGAACAGUUGCAAGAAGUAUGGGAGUCAAGGGACUCGCCCAGGCGGAUAGUGUUACGUCUUUUACAGCUCUACAAGGUGUGUGAAGUUGUCUAUAAGCGCUGGAGCCCUAGCCGGACUAGGGAGUGA
Messenger RNA from Candidozyma auris, 954 nucleotides. It is a transcript of the gene SEN2, whose product is annotated as tRNA splicing endonuclease subunit SEN2. Gene Ontology annotation, biological process: tRNA-type intron splice site recognition and cleavage; tRNA splicing, via endonucleolytic cleavage and ligation. Lineage: Eukaryota; Fungi; Ascomycota; Pichiomycetes; Serinales; Metschnikowiaceae. Gene Ontology annotation, cellular component: tRNA-intron endonuclease complex. The record is from RefSeq and is a predicted model, not a curated record. The coding region runs from base 1 to 954 and encodes 317 amino acids. The transcript has a single exon. Gene Ontology annotation, molecular function: nucleic acid binding; tRNA-intron lyase activity.